This is a messenger RNA of Hypomesus transpacificus, 2953 nucleotides long. It is a transcript of the gene pip5k1ba, whose product is annotated as phosphatidylinositol-4-phosphate 5-kinase, type I, beta a. Gene Ontology annotation, biological process: phosphatidylinositol metabolic process. Bases 525 to 2096 code for a protein of 523 amino acids. Lineage: Eukaryota; Metazoa; Chordata; Actinopteri; Osmeriformes; Osmeridae. The record is from RefSeq and is a predicted model, not a curated record. The transcript is spliced from 16 exons. Gene Ontology annotation, molecular function: phosphatidylinositol kinase activity.
GAUGAUUUCGUGUUUAUGUGGGCAAACGUUGCACCACGUUUUCACCAGGAAAUGGCACCAUAUCCUUAUGAAAUGACUCCAUCAAAUAUGAUUUCUGACAUUUUGUCUUGAUGAUUUCAGUGAAGGGCUAAUAUGGACACUAAUCGAUUUAUCCAAAGGACUUGCAAAUAGUCGCAGUGUCUCCUUAAGUUGUCCCAUGUUACCACAGCUUCCUGAGAUGGCCUCAACAAGGAAGAGCGCACUAUAAACACAAUUCUUGCUUCGAAACUCAUUGAACCAACUCUGGUCACUUCACUGUUAAUGUAGUUCAGCUCACAGAGGUAAGAGAGAGAGAGAGGGAGAGAGAGAGGGAAAGAGCUUUGAAACCUUCAACUGGAAUGUCCCAGAGGGUUUUUUAGCCCGUACUGGUUUCUCAAUCCCUGGUAAUUGGGAUCAAGGGUUGUGCUGAGGGGUUCCAGUCAGCAGAGAGGGGAGCUAUAGUCGCCCGGAGCCUCCAAAGCUCCUCACACAUCACGCUCUUGGAGAUGUCGACUACUGCCACAGAGAGAGGAGAUGGGGCCUCCCACAGCAGCUCUGGCCCCAAAGACCAUAAAAAGCCCACAGCCGCUGCCCUGAAAGGAGCCAUCCAGCUGGGUAUCGGGUACGCCGUGGGCAACCUGACCUCCAAGCCGGACCGAGACGUGCUCAUGCAGGACUUCUACAUGGUGGAGAGCGUCUUCCUGCCCAGUGAGGGCAGCAACCUCACCCCCGCCCACCACUUCCCUGACUUCCGACUGAAGACCUACGCCCCCCUGGCCUUCCGCUACUUCAGAGAGCUGUUUGGAAUCAAAGCAGACGACUACCUGUACUCCAUAUGCAACGAGCCUCUGAUCGAGCUGUCCAAUCCCGGGGCUAGUAGCUCCUGGUUCUAUCUCACCAGCGACGACGAGUUCAUCAUCAAGACAGUGCAGCAUAAAGAGGCGGAGUUUCUGCAGAAGCUCCUCCCAGGGUACUACAUGAACCUGAACCAGAACCCUCGGACCCUGCUACCGAAGUUCUACGGCUUGUACUGCAUCCAAAGUGCCGGCGUCAACAUCCGCGUGGUGGUCAUGAACAACGUGUUGCCGCGAGAGAUGAAGAUGCACUACAAGUACGACCUAAAAGGCUCGACUUGCAAGCGACGGGCCUCGCGCAAGGAACGCACCAAGUCCUCCCCCACCUUCAAAGACUUGGACUUCCAGGAGAUGCACGAGGGGCUGCACUUUGACGGCGAUACUUACAACGCCUUAAUGAAGACACUGCAGAGGGACUGCCGGGUCUUGGAGAGCUUCAAGAUCAUGGACUACAGUCUCCUUCUGGGGGUGCACGUUCUGGACAAGAAGAUCCGUGACCGAGGGAGCCGGGCGGACAGCAGGCGCCUGGGGGGGCAGAAGGUCCUGUACUCCACGGCCCUGGAGUCCAUCCAGGGGAACGUCAAGGCUCCGGAGCCUGCGGCUGAUGAUGACACAAUGGGUGGAAUCCCUGCUAAGCACAAAGAUGAGAAGUUACUCAUCUUUUUAGGCAUCAUUGACAUCCUGCAGUCCUACAGGUUCAUCAAGAAGGUGGAGCACUCCUGGAAGUCCCUUGUACACGAUGGGGACACUGUGUCAGUCCAUAGGCCCAAUUUCUAUGCGGACAGAUUCCUGAAUUUCAUGGGAACCACUGUCUUCAAGAAACUGCCUCCUCUGAGAGGAGCCUCCUCUAGGAGGAAGAGGAGUUCUCUCCACCCACUGCGCUCCGCCUCCCAGGAAGUUCUGUCCCCGCAUAAGGAGGAGCGGACGGAGGAGAAGAAGGCCCAGAGCAUGGAGAGUCUGGACGGACAAUAUUUGAGCAGCUCUAUUCAGCCGGACCUGGUUCCCUCUCCUAGAGGAUUGAGCCUGGCUGUGUCCUUCUGCACAAUCAGCUCCAGCAAGGAAGACCUGCUGGAGGAUCCUGACAACAGUGACGACCGCAGGGCCUCGAGCGCCACUGUUGCCCUGGACGACACAGACCCCGCCCCCCCCAGCCAAGGAAGCACCCCGGACUCUGUCCUGGACGUCUACCUGGUGGGUAUCUCUCAACAGUAUGGGCAGACGUGAGGAGUACAUCAUCUGUACCACCUCUACCAGCGCCCGUAAAUGACCUUCAACCUAUCACGCAUGAACUGCACAAGAAACGCCAUUAUUGAAACAAUGGCAAUUUAAACACAUCCUGCACUAUGGGGAAGCAUUCUUCUGCUACCGUCCACUUUGCUGCUAAUCUUCACAUGGGGAUAGUCCUCAGGUUUAUUCUGUUGCAAUCACACUUAUUCAGAGAGGAACGUUCUCUUCAUAGUUAAGAAACUGCAUGUUGUUGAUUUUUUUUAAUCAAGUGACACCCAUGUUUAAAUCUCAGAGGGCUGGAUCCCUGAAAGAUUAAAUCGAUGCAUUUCAUUUCAUCAAGUGUGAAACAUAAUAUAAAAACGUUUGUUUUGGUUUACAUUCAGGUUGAUAAUCUUUUUGUAUAGAUACAUAUAUUUCCUUUUUCUUUUUUAGAUACGUUUCUGUUUUUCCUUCAGUAAAUAUCGUAUAUAUCAUUAUGUAGUCUUGUGUUUAAUUCAAACGUCAAAUUUUUUCAUUUUUCUUGCUGUGGAAUUUCACCAUAUCAGUAACUUUCUUAGAGAGACGGAAAUGAUGAAGAUUUCUACUGCCUAAAUUGAAGAAGUGUGUUAUUUCACAAGUUCAAGCUUUUUAGUUGGAAAAUGAUGCAAUCAAUUGGUUUAAGAUUGUAAAGGUUUGUUGCACAAAAUAUUACAGUUGACUUCCUUCUGGAAUCACCAUUUGCCUUGUAAUUUGAUUUAUUUAAUGAAAUAACUCAUAAAAAUACGUUAUUGAUAUAACUCCGUAUGUAAAUUGUAUUUAAAUGUUGUAGCCUAUUUAAAAAAUAAAUUAAUUGUAUGUGUUGAAUAAAAUGAAUA